Messenger RNA from Onthophagus taurus, 1386 nucleotides. Lineage: Eukaryota; Metazoa; Arthropoda; Insecta; Coleoptera; Scarabaeidae. The record is from RefSeq and is a predicted model, not a curated record.
GGGUGAUUCGGGAGGAAAUGGAAAGAUUUUAAGGACAUGUCUAGGAAGCUAAAAUAAGCAAAAUAAGCCCAUAUGUUCAAAUCCGAUUUUCAUUUGUUUCCGAGAUAAUUAGGUUUUUCUUUUUAAAAAGUUAAUCAAGUUAUGUUUGACAACGUUAUCCUAUAUGACAAUUUGAAACAAAAUGUUAAUUAAAGUGAUAGUUGUAAUUGUUACGAAAUAAUAAAAAUGCCUCACAUUUUCAGUCAUAGAGAAUAUGCAGAUAUGGUGUUUGUUUAUGGUUUUUGUAAUGGUAAUACUGUUCGUUCAGUAGAAGAGUAUCGACGUCGUUUUCCGAAUCGAAGAAUUCCUAAUAGGCAAGUGUUUCAAACUGUUUUUACACGUGCUGGCGAAAGUGGAAUGUUCCCAAGUGCAAGCAUUGUUUCUGAAAAACAGCAAGGGCUCAGUUUGGAACAUGAAGAAAAUAUUCUGGAUGUUGUAGAAAAUAAUCCAGGGAUAAGUACAAGGCGCAUGGCAAUACAAUUUGAAAUUCCACAAACAAUGGUUUGGAAAACAUUAAAGCGGCAAGGCUUAAACGCUUUUCAUUUGCAGAAAGUACAAAAUCUCCAAGAAGGCGAUUAUCCAUUAAGACUACAAUUUUGUCAAUGGAUUCGUGAAAACAGAAGAUUACUUAAAUGCAUAUUAUUUUCUGAUGAAGCUCAAUUUACUCGAGAUGGAAUUAACAAUUACCAUAAUAAUCAUCGAUGGUCGGACGAAAAUCCCCAUGCCACGCAAGAACACAAUUUCCAACAUCGGUUUAGUAUUAAUGAAGACCAUUUAGAGGAAAUAUUGGACGAUGUACCUUUGAAUAUUCGACAACGUAUGAUCUUCCAACAUGAUGGAGCACCCCCUCAUUAUUCAAAUAAUGUGAGGAAUUUUCUAAAUACGCAUUUCGGCGAUCGCUGGAUUGGCAGAGGAGGCCCGCACCCUUGGCCACCGAGAUCACCGGACCUCACUCCCCUAGAUUUUUGUCUUUGGGGAUGGAUGAAGUCCUUAGUUUAUGCUAGGAAAGUGGACACAAGGGAUGCGCUACUAGAUCGUAUUCUUAAUGCUGCGGCGUUCAUUAGAGCGAAUCAUCGUUCACUGAAACUGGCUACCAGGUCCAUUUAUAAACGCGCAAAUAAGUGUAUCGAAGUGGGUGGUGGAGUUUUCGAAAAUUUAAUGUGAAUUAAUGCUACUUGUUUUUUUGGUUUGUUAGUUUAGUAAUAAAUUUUGCUUUAAUUUUGAAAUUAUUAUUGUUCAAAAUAUCUCAAACAAAUGAAAAUCGGAUUUGAACAUAUGGGCUUAUUUUGCUUAUUUUAGCUUCCUAGACAUGUCCUUAAAAUCUUUCCAUUUCCUCCCGAAUCACCC